Suillus clintonianus is the source of this 654-nucleotide messenger RNA. RefSeq lists its product as uncharacterized. The record is from RefSeq and is a predicted model, not a curated record. Lineage: Eukaryota; Fungi; Basidiomycota; Agaricomycetes; Boletales; Suillaceae. The transcript is spliced from 3 exons. The coding region runs from base 1 to 654 and encodes 217 amino acids.
AUGAUGCGCAGGCGUCCAGUUCCAGAACCACCACGAGCGUUAUUUACACCGUAUUCACCCUCCGUGUCUAUCACUCUUCCCCAACAAAAACCUUUACCUGCUCCCGCGCUACCUCCUCACAUCACACGGGCCCAAUAUCAUACUCUUCCAAUAUUUCCUCCCUCACGCCUUCUCAAAGUGCUUCGCAACAGUAAUGUUCUUUCUUACGCUCUGCUCGAUUUACAACUUAAUGUGACGCCCGCACCAGACUCUGGAUUUGACGAGUCGACUUUUUCAACGGCUUCUAAUGUCUUGCACGAGAUCAUGACAUGGUCUUCGUUGGCUGGAGAGAUCCACUUCACCCUGUAUUUCGCCUCCAACAUCACGUCGUUAAAACCCGUACCCAGAACACCCACCCUACUCGGGCGCCUACUUUGUGCAGAAGUUCUUGCACCGCGCUUUGCACAACCCAAUGGAUUACAAGGAUGGGAGGAAAUUGAAGCCACUUUGCACUGUAUCAUGUCAAUACAAGAAGCGGCACCGCUGGAAGACAACCCCUUCCUCGCCCGGCUGUUUGGACCUGAUGUGCUUGGUCGUUUGCCGACUUCAGGUCAGGAACGCAUACGUAGGACCAUGCUUGGCUUGAUUGGUAGGAGUAUCGUACGCGACUUUUGA